Messenger RNA from Vigna umbellata (rice bean), 1860 nucleotides. The record is from RefSeq and is a predicted model, not a curated record. NCBI's taxonomy places the organism in Eukaryota, Viridiplantae, Streptophyta, Magnoliopsida, Fabales, Fabaceae.
GUCUUGUUCUCGUUUGCCGUUGUGAUUUUCGUCUUUGUUCUUGUACGCGACGUUCAUUUCAGUGCUCUCGCCUCUUUGUGUUGCUGCUUCACUGUGUUCGCCAUCUUUACUUCGAUUGUUGUUUCUGAGAGUACUAUGGCUACGACCUCUUUUCCUACUUCCAUUGCGGAAAAAUUAGAUGAUUCAAACUAUCUUCACUGGCGGCAAUUUGUUGAACCAGUGAUUAAAUCAUGUAAGCUUCACUGUUUUGUUGUCAAUCCUAAUGUUCUGCCUAGAUAUCUCAAUGAAAUUGAUAGAGCUGCUGAUAUUAUUAAUCCUGCGUAUGAAGCCUGGGAGUCUAUUACAAUGGUUGAUGGGUCUAGGGUUUUAGCUCGUAGUGUUGGGAUUGUAAAUCUUUUUCCAUCUUUAUCCAUUGGACCAGAGUUCGUGACAAAUGGUUACCGGAUAUUCUAUUUUUUUUCUGUGAGUAAUUGUUGUUAUUAUGCAGAACCUACUGGAGUACUUAUUGAUCUUGCUGGGACACUUAUUACCUCACUGAUUCCAGAGGAUUCAGUAGAUGAUAGAAGGGAAGCAUUGCUUAGAGCAAGCAGUCUUGCCCUAACAAGGGGGGUGACCACGGUUGUUGAUAUGGGAAGAUAUUAUCCUGGCUUUUCACCUGAACUUUCUUGGGAUGAUUUUUCAGAUGUUUAUCAAUGGGCUAAUUCUAUGUCAAAAAUGAAAAUUAGAGUAUGUUUAUUUUUUUCAAUGGAGACAAGGUUACGCUUGGUGGAUUUGAUUAACAAAGUUGGCCAUACCUUGAGCGAAUGGAUUUAUAUUGGUGGUGUUAAAGCUUUUGCUGAUGGGUCUUUGGGUUCCAAUAGUGCAUUGCUUUAUGAGCCAUAUGUUGAUGAGCCAGACAACUAUGGUUUACAAGUGACUGAACCUGAAGCACUUCUCAACAUGACCUUGGAGUCUGAUUUAUAUGGUCUACAGGUCGCUAUUCAUGCUAUAGGAGACAAAACAAAUGACCUUAUCUUGGACCUAUAUAGUUCAGUAGCUUCUGCAAAUGGUAUGAGAGAUCGAAGAUUCAGGAUUGAGCAUGCCCAGCAGUUGGCAGCCGGAACCCCUGGCCGAUUUGGUAAACAAAGGGUUGUUGCUUCCAUGCAGCCAGAUCAAUUGUUGGAUGAUGCUGACUCUACUAGCAAAAAGCUAGGCAAGGAUAGGGCAGACACAGAAUCAUAUUUGUUUCGGUCACUCUUAAAUAACAAUGCAUUAGUGGCAUUUGGUUCUGACUGGCCGGUGGUAGACAUCAAUCCCUUAAGUGGAAUUAAGACAGCAAUGAAGAGGAAGCCUCCCACUUGGAAAAGUGCAUGGAUUCCAUCCGAAUGCAUUUCACUAGAUGAUGCAAUAAAGGCUUACACCAUUUCUGCUGCAGCAAGCUUCCUUGACAAAGAUCUUGGGUCCUUAUCUCCAGGGAAACUGGCAGAUUUUGUCAUAUUGUCCACUGAUUCAUGGCAAGACUUUGCUGAAGAUGCAUCUGCAUCUAUUGAGCAAACAUAUGUUUCUGGUGUGAGAGCAUAUCCUUGAAGCCUCUCCAUUCAGUUAGAUGAUAAUUUUGGGGUAAAUUAAAAAGAUAAUCACGGUUUUCUUUCAGUCCUAUAGAAAAAACUCUACAUUUUAGUUGAUACAGUAAAUAUGGAAAGAACUGGGUUGCAAAACAUGAUAAUGGUGUUUGUUAUUUUGUUUCUUAUCGUAUCUUGAUAACAUUUGUCAGUUCCUUCAUGAAAAAGACUACACUAUAGCAAAAUCUCUACAUUUUUGGUUUAUACCUGACCUGACACCACUUUUUGGUCUCAAAAAUCUCAACACUGGUAAAAUUUG